Messenger RNA from Colletotrichum spaethianum, 801 nucleotides. RefSeq lists its product as uncharacterized. The record is from RefSeq and is a predicted model, not a curated record. The transcript has 2 exons. NCBI's taxonomy places the organism in Eukaryota, Fungi, Ascomycota, Sordariomycetes, Glomerellales, Glomerellaceae. The coding region runs from base 1 to 801 and encodes 266 amino acids.
AUGCGCUUCUCUAUACUUGCCGCCGCGGGCCUCAUCGGCGCUGCCACCGCCGCUCCAACUUCUAGUCCACCGGCCCUCAACUGGGACGAUGUAGUCGUCGUGCUUAACGAUGGGUCCACUCAGAUCAUGAAAGCUGCCCAGUACGACGCUAUCGAAUCUCGCGCCCCCGAGAGUAUCACUCGCCGUGAUGAUUGCAAGACAUCUACCGAGGCUCAGAUCCUUUCUGACGAGGAGUUCCUCGCCCCAGAUGUCGCCAUCUCACCCGUCGUGAGUUCUAAUGGCGCCAUUCCCGACAUCUCCGUCGCCAACGGCUACCAAGUCUCGAAUACGGUCACGGUAUCAGUUGGUGUUGAUCUUACGGUUAUCGAGAAAGUUCUUAGUUACUCUCUGUCCGUCAGCUAUGCUCAGAGUUGGACCACCACAGAGACCAACACCCUUCGUUUUACUAUGGGGGCAGGCCAGUAUGGGCUCGUUGUCUCCCAACCUAGCGUUCGGCGUGUCACUGGGAACAUGCUUACCGGCUGCACCGACAAAUGGGAUUCGAAGCCUUUCACCUCCGACACCUAUACCAGCCAGUCCUACGGCAACCUUGCCUGGGUCAAGGGUGUCAUCCGCCUCUGCAACAGCACCACCUACCCGUUCCCUACUGCCUCGGCGAGGGUGAGCACAGAUAAAUGGCUCCACCCCAUGGCAGCAAGACAAAUCACUGAGCACUUGGAAGCCGAAGCUCGCGAGCUGUUCUGGCAACUUUAUGAAGGAACGGUGGCCCGCCAACCCAAUAGGGACGUCUGGAACGCAUAG